Messenger RNA from Xiphophorus hellerii (green swordtail), 2157 nucleotides. It is a transcript of the gene tpd52l1, whose product is annotated as tpd52 like 1. The record is from RefSeq and is a predicted model, not a curated record. The transcript is spliced from 11 exons. Bases 111 to 1058 code for a protein of 315 amino acids. Gene Ontology annotation, cellular component: cytoplasm. Gene Ontology annotation, biological process: positive regulation of apoptotic signaling pathway; positive regulation of MAP kinase activity. Lineage: Eukaryota; Metazoa; Chordata; Actinopteri; Cyprinodontiformes; Poeciliidae.
AGCUUGCUCGGCGCGUGACACUUCGGCGGUACUGUACUGAUCUUAGAAGCGGUGCUGCGCGUGCUGUUUGUCUCUGAAGGUUACGUGGAAAGUUCACCUGAGCGUCGCUGAUGGAAACCAGACAACAAGAGUUGUACUCUAGUGUUCUGAGUGAAGCAGUGGUGGACUGGGCCAGCAUGGGCCCUGGAGAGGAAUGGGUUAACUCAGCCACACUGGGUUUGGAUAAGUUUUACCACUCUGGUGGUGAGGAAUCCAGUCGGAAGAGCUCACACGGGGAGGACUUGGUCCCGUUGGUCCAAAAUGGGGAAAACCUGACAGACUGGGGUCACACCACAUCCCAUUUGGAGGAUCAGUGGUCGCACACAUCAGGGUGUCAGUCUGACAACUGGGCCAUGUCCACCACUUGGGACAUGCAGCUAGACAGCACAGAGAGAGGACACCUCACUGCAGGUUUUCUAGACUCUCAGCCUCUGAGGGAGGCUGAUGAGGAUUUGGCGUCAGAAGUCAGCCUGAACAACUGCAACAUGACCGAGGAGGAGAGAGAAGAGAUUCUGCAGGAGCUGACUAAACUGGAAGAAGAGAUCAGCACACUGAAGCAGGUCUUGCUGUCCAAGGAGAAGCAGCACGCGGAGCUCAAGCAGAAGCUGGGCGUCACUCCUCUCAGCGAGUUCAGGAACAACUUCAGCAGAGGUUGGCACGACAUGCAGAGCUCUACGGCAUACAAGAAGACAUCAGAGACGCUGUCCACCGCAGGACAGAAAACCUCAGCUGCCUUCAGUAACUUCGGGAGCGCCAUCACCAGGAAGUUUGGAGACAUGAGAUCCAACUCAAUAGGAUACUCUGUCAGGCACUCUGUGAGCAUGCCUACCAUGAGAAACUCACCCAGCUUCAGAUCCUUUGAAGAGAAAGUCGAAAAUACAGUUUCCACCAUUAAGACUAAAGUUGGAGGCACUGGGACCGGAGGCAGCUUCGAGGAAGUCCUCUCAUCUGCAGCCAACGCCAGCUCUCAGGAGACGCCCACCAACAACCUGACGGACAUCUCCGAGAAACCCUGUUAGGACUCCGGACCGCCGUCUUGCUGUAUCACAGCACAUUGUUGUGGAUCUACUAGAAUUUCUGACCAAAGCGGAAAGCGGUGUUUUGAUUUGCAGACAAAUCUUGUGUAAAUUCUGUGACUCCGACAAAACUCCUGGCAACGCCACAUUGUUUAGGCUUGGCUAAAAUACCUAUGUUUUUAAUUUCGAUAAUCAGGAAGGCUGAUUUUUAAAAGUAUUUGAAAUCUCAUAAGGCAAACGGUGAACUUCUAAUAUUGAUCAUAGUCCAUUUUUCAGCUCUUGCUCUGAAAAAAUUGUUCGGCUAAAAUUGAUCACAGGUCAGUCUGACACUAUUAAAACUGCUCCAUCUUCAGUCUGCUGCACUAUAAAUAAUUCUUCACGUUUUACUUCAAGAAUUUUAUCCACAAAACCAGAGUGAAGCUUUCAGUCACAGAUGUUACACUACCAAACCUCCAGAAGGUCAGUAAGAAGUAAAAUGUCUUGCAUGUUACAGUGUCCUAUUAACUUUGUUACACAUUAAUUAAACACCGAAAAAAUAUCUGUGUAUGUGUGUCAUGUGCAUAACAGUAUACGGCUACGAUUUCUCAAAAAACAGAUUUACUAAACAGUGACUGUAAAGCACGCCGUAUUUCUUUUUUUUGUUGUUGUUCUUUGAAUCUGUGUGGGCUCUGUAACUUUGCCAUGAAAAUAACUUUAUUACUUCAUAGAUUUGAACUGUUUAAAUGUUUUCAGACAAUGAAGGAUUUCUUUCCCAUGCCAGAGUUCAACUUUUUUUUUUUAUGGAACUCGCAUCUGGAUUCAGGUUCUAAAAGAGUCAUUUGUCGAGUCUGAGGUAAUGUUUUGUGUUAAUGGAAAAUACAAAGGAUACAAUUUGCAUUUAUGUAAUAAAUACAGCCAUAAAAGACUCCAUAAUCACAUGUCUACAUAAACGGUUAACAGUUAUCAACCCAAAGAAAAUGUAAAAACAGCGACACUGAAUGUACAAGCCUGAUUUAACUCGGCAAAUAUGAAAUUAAUGCAAAAUUUACUGACGUAUCCUGAAGCAUGUAAAAAAAAAAACAACAAAUUCACAAAUUCAUUUUGUAUGCCGUUCUGUUCCUCC